This is a messenger RNA of Bolinopsis microptera, 2139 nucleotides long. RefSeq names its product ras-related protein O-RAL-like. The record is from RefSeq and is a predicted model, not a curated record. Gene Ontology annotation, biological process: Ras protein signal transduction. The transcript has 7 exons. NCBI's taxonomy places the organism in Eukaryota, Metazoa, Ctenophora, Tentaculata, Lobata, Bolinopsidae. Gene Ontology annotation, molecular function: GTP binding; GTPase activity; GDP binding. Gene Ontology annotation, cellular component: plasma membrane. The coding region runs from base 112 to 726 and encodes 204 amino acids.
AGGCAUGUAAACCAGAUAGUGCUGUAAAAACAAUACGUGACGGGUUCUCUGCUCCUGCUAUGAAAAACAUAACCAACCUACUAGGACAUUAGCUACAGGAACUAAACGACGAUGACGACCAAUAGUUCAAAGUACAAUAUAACGGUGAUUGGGGCCCCGGGAGUCGGUAAGAGUGCUAUUACCCUUCGACUUCUCUACCAGGAGUUUGUGGACGACUAUGAGCCCACCAAGCUGGACAGCUACCAGACAAUGAUGGAUUACCAGGGACAAGAAGUAGACGUUCAGAUUACGGACACUGCGGGUCAAGAAGAUUACGCGUCGGUACGAGAUACAUUCCUACGAAGUGGGGAAGGAUUCCUUUGUGUGUUCAGUCUCACUGACAUCGACAGUUACAACCACAUUGAAGAGCUUUAUAACCAGGUGAAAUUAGCGAAAUCGAUGGAACCACCCCAACUACCCUUUUUGAUAGUCGGCAACAAAUCUGAUUUGGAAUCGUCUCGACAAACUCAAACGGAGGACGCGGAACGGUUUGCGGAGUCCCUUGGAGUGAAAUAUAUGGAGACAUCUGCCAAGAACAAUGAGAAUAUUUCUGAAGCUUUCCAGUUUUUAAUUGGAAUGUUGGUGGAAUCCCGUUCUGCAGAGACAGCACCGAUUGAAAACAAUACAGGAAAAAAGAAGAAGAAGAAAAACCAGGGCAUUAAACGAUUCUUGUGUGGACUCGCUUGAUUACAAAAUGAGAUGAUAAAUAGACAUCCUGUCUCAAUUAGUUAAUUGAUCAAUUAAUUAAUUAAUAAUUAAUUAGGUAGAGUAACCGCACUCUGCUUAGAUUCUGAAUUGUAAUUGAGGAUAACAUUUUUUGUACCCAUUGAAUGUUCCUGAUGAAUUAUACGCUAUUUUAUAACGAAUUUACGAUAAUUACUCGGUUGGAAUAAACGAGCAUCAAGUUUGUCCAAAAUUGUAGAUAAUCUGAUACUCCUUAACUUGGCUCUUGUGUGUACUGGCUAUCCAAACAACUGGACCAUCAGGAACAUUUUUUACAUACCUAUAAAACUAUUAUAGAUCAUGUAUUUUCAGCGAAAAAUCAAGGUUUGUGCAUUUCUUCCUCGCAUAAACAUAUGUACACGCAAAUUCCUCUAAAUUCCUCUAAAUUCCUCUAGUCACUAGGCGUUAGGUGUUUCCGUUGUGUUCUAGGUGAUAAUGAUAUGGAAAUGUUCGUAGUCUUACAGAACGGAAAUGAAUAAGCAAUAACAUUGUAACAAUUAUAUAAUAUGUGGGGAAUUUUGUGGUAUUUUGGGGAAUGCCUUAAUGGAUUUUGGAAAAUCCCUAUAAUUUAGAGUCCCACAUAUUACCACAAAAUACCACAAAAUUCCCCUUGGCUUCCCCCUAUGUGGUAUCAAUAAUUCCUAGCUUUUUUAGAACGGAUAAACUAAUAUCCUAAUUUUCUACAGCUUUAAUGGCAGCCAACUAUAUAAAUAGCAACGUAGUUUCAUGUUUAAUAUAUAAUAUACAUAUAUAGUUACAAUAAUUCGAUUUUGUUGUUUUUUUUUCUUAACUCUAUUCUGCGUUUUUAUCCCCCAAUGUGUUAUUAUCGUUAACUGGUUUAUAUAUUUUUUUCAAAUAUAUGUUGAAAUCAUUAAAAUCGAGUAUUCUAUUUUAAACAUAUUACUAAAGUAAUGGAAACGAUGUUAUAAGUUUUAAUAAUAACAUAUUUUAAUUUGUAUUAUCACGGAAUGUGUCCCUAUUUGUGGAAUAUGCAUGAAAAUGAUAAAAUUUGGGUGAAAUAUAAUUGCAUCUUGGACCAUAUUGUCAUGGUUAAUGAUUUAUAAAUUUCAUCUAAGAAUGCUUUGAAAUGCACAGUUCUUUGUUUCGUGAAAUAAUUGUACUUCUUUUUGGACUAUUAGGCUUUACAUUAUCUCAGCUUAAUUUUGACCGAUUCGUGAACAACAUUUCAUUGAUUUCUGUAGCAGCAUUAAAUACGAUGAAUUUUUAGUUACGAUGGCAUAUGAGUUGUUUUAACACAAGUAACCCCGUUGCUUUGAACAAUUUUUUGGUUGAAUCUUCCUUAGAUGAAUAGUAUUUUUAGGACAUUUAUCUACACUAAUGAUUGUGCUAGGUUUUGUUAAAAUUAUUCUUAUUAAA